Triplophysa rosa is the source of this 3556-nucleotide messenger RNA. Its product is annotated as proteinase-activated receptor 4. The transcript is spliced from 2 exons. Gene Ontology annotation, biological process: phospholipase C-activating G protein-coupled receptor signaling pathway; positive regulation of Rho protein signal transduction; thrombin-activated receptor signaling pathway. Lineage: Eukaryota; Metazoa; Chordata; Actinopteri; Cypriniformes; Nemacheilidae. The coding region runs from base 339 to 1457 and encodes 372 amino acids. Gene Ontology annotation, cellular component: membrane. The record is from RefSeq and is a predicted model, not a curated record. Gene Ontology annotation, molecular function: thrombin-activated receptor activity.
UCUUUAAAUCUUGUUUACAAGCAUGUAGACAGAUGAAAACAAGCCACAGUGACAGUGAGGUAGCAGCUUACUUCCUCAGAUACACAUAGAGAGGAACAGAAAGAAGAGCUUCAUUCACUGGUCUGUGCUCAUUAGGAGGUCAGGACAGAAAACCACACGACAGGCAAAAGGAUUAUAAAUAAACUUUUUGUUUUAACCUGAGUGUACCUUUUUUAAGACAGGGACUAAACAAAUACAAGAAACUGCAUUUACAGACUAAAAAACACAUUUACAACAAGUUAAGACGGGUUUUUUACAGUCAUUUAUAGUUUUUAGUUAUUGUAUUCAACUCCACGACAAUGCUUGUCAUUUCUCGAGGGGUCUUUCUUUACCUACUCUUCAUUGUUCUCAUUCGCAUCUCUUCAGCUUCAGAGGAGAAAAACUCCAUCCCUGGAAGGGGCCGGGUCCUUGCGCUGGAUAAUAAUACAAUAUCGGAUGAGCAAAAGGAGCAGAUACAAAGCAAUGCCAUUGUACUAAUGGUUCCUCUCCUCGGUCUCCUGUCCUUCCUUAUUGGGCUUCCCGCCAACUCGCUUGCCUUGUGGGUGCUGCUUUUCCGAACCAAGAAGCUCCCUUCCACCAUACUGCUGAUCAACCUCACCACCUGUGAUCUUCUGUUUCUUCUGGUGUUCCCUUUUCGCAUUGUCUAUCACUUCCAAGGCAACGACUGGACUUUCGGGGAACCUUUCUGUCGUAUUGUGAUUGCACUCUUCUAUGGAAACAUGUAUGGUUCAGUGGUGUGUCUGGCUCUUAUCGCUGUGGAUCGCUACGUUGCUCUAGUUCACCCUUUCGGUGCCAAGACAUUUCGUAGUAACAAGAAUUCAUGGUGUAUGAGCACAUUGGUUUGGAUAGCGGUUGCAGCGGCAGCUGUGCCCUUGUUAGCCUCCAAACAAUCUUAUGAGAUAAAGAAUCAUUCUAUAACAACCUGCCAUGAUGCACUGCCCCCAGACGAGCAGGAAAAGUACUUCAUGCCUUAUUUCGUUACGCUUUUUUCCAUCUGCUUCCUGCUUCCGUUGCUGGUAGUGGUGUUCAGUUAUGGUUCUGUCUUACGCACCCUUAAGGCUGAAGGGCAGCGUUUUGCUCACGCUGUGAGAGUGACCGUGCUCAUGUUAAUGGUUUUUGUGGUUUGCUUUUUGCCAAGCAACGUUUUAUUGCUGUUGCAUUACUCAAAAUCAAAUUUUGUCCAGAAUGAUCUUUAUGUUCCAUAUCUGAUCAGUUUGUCACUCAGCACUUUUAACAGCUGCAUUGAUCCCUUCAUUUUUUACUACGUGUCAAAGGAUUUCAGGAAGAGGCUGUGUGAGGUUCUGAGUCGUUACCGAUCCGAUUCUGAGCCCUCUUCAGAUACAUCUAGGUCAAAGACUACACUCGUAUCAAAUUUAAGCAAGACCGAAGGACCUCUUAAUAGAGGUACGGCAGUCUGAAGACUUUAGAUUCAAGACAUACUGUAAAUAUUCUAGGGGUCCCUGAAGGAAGAAUACAAUCUAUGUCCGUCCAAUAAAUAAUAAUAAUAAAAAGAAGAAUGAUAAUAUUAUUAUAAAACAUGGCUUACAUUGACUUUACUGUGACAUUACAUUGGCUUUCAACAUUUUACAAAUGCUGUUUUACUAGACGGCUCUUUGUGGUCAGGGUCAAAUGAAGGGUGUUAGGACAGGAUUGAAUCUUCUGCACGAUCUGUUUGCAUGAUAAAAAACAUUAGAAUUGAUUUAGAGCAUUUUUAAUGUUCAGAAUUGCUUAUUUUGUACAUUUGCUCUUAGACUCUCACUGUAUUUUUAUUUCAGCGUCUGUUGUUUUACUGGACUAUCAGUUUUGGGGUAUCUAUAAAAUGAUAACUGAAUACAUUUAUUAGAUUUAAACUAUGGAAUGUAAAAUGUUCAUUUCACCAAUGUAAGUACUGAAACAGUUUACUGUACACGUACAUAUUGUUCUAAUAAAGCUUGGUUUUUGGCUUUAUAAUCCAUUGAAUAUCAAGGCUGUGUUAAUAAAUUUAGGCUUGAACAUAUAGAAAAUAAUGAAUUUAUUUUGUGUUUGUAUGUCUGAAGUAGGAAGUGCCAAGUCAUAACCACAAAUAGUUAUUAUGGUAGAAACGAGUGGUUCUCAGUUCCGGUCAUGGGGCCUGACAGCACUGCACAUUUUGUCUCUCUUAUCUGGCAUGCCCAGAUCACGGAUCUCUCUGCAAAUGAUGUUUGAACUGGGUGUCUUAAAGCAUCCAAAAUACAUUCCUAACAUUCCUGCAGGUCCCCAGGACUUGAAUUGAAAACAAGAUGUAUUUCAACAACAGACAUGCUUUAAGAAAAUAUGUGAACGACAGCCCCCUUCAGACUGGGCUCUCCUGUUUUUGCCAAGUUGAUAUCCUUAAGACAACAUUUAAAUCAACCAAUCAGAUUUCAGAAAUAAGUUUACAAUUUAUUUUAAAUUUAAUCUUCCAAGCAGGAUUAGGUGCUUCUAGACCAUUGUUUUUCACUAAUCAUUUCACUCUGAUUUUAGGGAUAAGUUAUGCUUAGGGUUGGGGUUUGGUGUGGGUUUAGGUUUUAUUUAUAAAAAUGUUGUCCUUAGGUUAACAAAAUAUGUUGCCCUGAGGACAUCAACACUUGGCAAAAUCAGGUCGAGCCUUCAGACUGAUUACUGUUUACUGACUGAGCCUGGUCCUGUACUUCUGUUAUUUUAAAUGCACUGCUUUUAAUACUAUUUCUUUUUAUUUCUUAUUUGUAAACAAUGUUAACGUUUUCUUAUGUUGUACAUUUUUGUAUAUUUUUCAUGGUUUUUAAAGCACCUUUAUCUCCAUAAAGCUCGCUGUGUAUGAAAUGUGCUCUGUAAAAUAAAAAUUCAAAAUGCACUUAAUUUUUGAUUCUCUAAUAGCAUACUACAAGUAUGCUGCUAUUUUUUGUUCAUGUUCAAUUUCACACACCCGUUACCCAUGGCCAAACACAAAACAUGACACUCAUUGACCUAAUUUAAAAGUGAGACAUAAUAUGAAGAAAUAUUUUCAGAUUGAUUUUACAUUGGGAAAGCUAAGGUUUGACUAGAAGGUUAUCACUCUGCCUGAACACGUUUGAACUCCAUUUAGUUCAAUAUACUGUAUUAAUAAUACUGGCCUCCAGUGGACUAUUUAAACCCACACACCUUGUUGAACAGAAAUAGGCUAAUGCGUUGGAUAUCUAACAUGUUUUGGUAACUAUUAAAACACUUUUUUUACCCACAUGUUAAAUGUUCCAGAUAUCGCAAAUGUUUUCCUGACAUUUGAAAUCAAAUACAACAAAGACAGAAAUAUACCACUAGAAAUGUUUUGCAAGUGAUGUCAAUGACGUCCACGAUAGACAUGUUAUUAGCCCACCUAUUAUAUUUAUGUGUACACACAAAGACACACACAAAAUACAUUUUUAACCCUUACAGAUUUGUCCCUAUUUUAAUUUGAUUAUUAUUUAGUAUUAUUUAUACUAUUUAAAAUUUUGCUGUAUUUGUUUGGACAUUUAAAAAAAAUUGUAUAGCAGACAUUUAAGACAAGAUGAUCGUAUGUUUGGUU